GAGGAAAACAGAUGAUGAGCGAAAAGAGGAGGAGGAGGAGCAGCGAGGAGGCAGGCUCUCAGAGGAGAAUCAGCGACAGCAGCAGGACAAUGGGCUGCCUCCGAUCAUAACGGCCACCGCUUCCACUGACCGGAUUAGCAGGAGGGGAAUGUGAACCAGCGGCAGGAUGUGGCCCCCUUUAUCCCUGUUGAUCUGUUCUUCACCAGGCGGGUUUUGACGCACCAAAAAUGAUUAAGACUCAGCCCCCGUCGGCCACGGGGGGGAAUGGGACCUCUGGUGGGAACAACGGGGGCUCCAAUCUGCGGAGUGCCUCGCCUCACCGCAAUGCCUACGAGGCGGGGCUGGCGGCUUUGAAGAAGGCCACCGACCACCUCAACAAUGCCGCGAACGGAACCCCCAAUCCUGGCUCCAAACCGCCCCUCCUGCCCCGACCCACCGGAAGAGGCCAGCGCUAUGGGUCCAACGUCCACCGCAUCAAGAACAUGUUCAUGCAGAUGCAGUCUCCUGGCGACGAAGAGGACGGUGGCAAAAUGUUAGGAAGGGAAGAGGCACUGAAACUAUCUAUUCCAAGGGCCUCCAGCCUCAACGAGAACGUCAACCACAGCGCUCUGCUCAAACUUGGGGAUACAGUCUCAGAGAAAGUCAACAGGUUCGACUCUAAAACAGGCGGCGAGAGCGGAGGCUCAUCUUUUGGUCUCUCCAAACUUCAAGAGACCAGAAGGAUGUUUGAACAACGGACUCUCCAGGAGAAGCAAGCCGCCACCAACCGCAUAUUGCUGAAGAAGGAGCGAGCGUCGGGUUUUCAGGGCAGCCGCCUAGACGUUGUGGCCCGUUUUAAUGGUUCUACGGAAGCUCUAGAUCGACUGGAUGAACCUCCCGCUGCUGUCCCCUCCGCCGCAGCUUCAGGCGGCCCCAGCGAGGCGGUUAGCCCCACUGUGAGCCAACUCAGUGCGGCAUUUGAAAAAGGCGACGUGCGAAACAAUCUCUACCUCCCCCAGCGUCGGUCCGCCCCUACCUUAGCCCCUAAACCCAAAUCUGCAGCCAAAGCAGAUCCAGCUGAAAAAAAGGCACAUCCUGUUGGUAAGGAGAGCAUAAAGGAGAUAACGGCCGAGGCUACAAGUACCAUGGCAGCUCAGGCGCCAGAAGCAGCAGGAUCUCUACCAGGGAGCUCUGCGGGACAGGCUAUAGGUCAAGAGAAGGACGGGUCUGGACUGUCAGAAGACAUGUACUUGAAUUCAUCAGCGCCUUCAAUUACAGUGACUGUAACAUCCGCCUCGUUUGAGGCUAAAUCGGAUCCCGGUGCCCAGGCUGACGAAACUGAAGAAAUGGGUCCAACUAUAGAGGAGUGCCAGGCCAAAGAACAGGAAUUCCCCACCGAGGCGUCUGGAGGGACGCUGGUGCAGGCCCAGGUUCACGCUGCUCUAGAAAUAGGAGGGAAAGAACCUUCCUCUUCAACCUUGGGGGAGAAAGGCGAAGACUCUACAUGGGGGGCAAAGGAAGAGGACGGAAACGAGGAGGACGAUGGCUCGCACCGGGAGGAUUACUCUGAGGGGGAUCUGGUAGAUGUCAGUGCCUACAGUGGCAUCGGGGAGGAGGAUUCAGGGGGAAGCCAGCUGGACGACGAGGAUGACGAAGAAGACGAGGAGGCGUAUCAGCCAGAGAGCAGUUGCUCCGAAAUGCCUGGCCUCCCCGAGGAAGAGGAAGCUCCGCCACCCAGCAGGAAGAUUUGUUUCAGCACAGAGCCAAUUAAGGUCUUCACUACCUACUCUAACGAAGACUACGACCGCCGCAAUGACGACGUUGACCCCAUGGCUGCUUCGGCCGAGUAUGAGCUUGAAAAGAGAGUUGAAAAGCUGGAUUUGUUUCCUGUUGAGCUUGAAAAAGACAGCGACGGCCUUGGUAUCAGUAUCAUCGGCAUGGGAGCGGGAGCGGAUAUGGGUCUGGAGAAGCUGGGGAUCUUUGUGAAGACGGUCACUGAGGGUGGAGCGGCUCACAGAGACGGCAGGAUCCAGGUGAAUGAUCUGAUAGUGGAGGUCGAUGGGACCAGUCUGGUCGGCGUCACUCAGAGCUUUGCCGCCUCAGUGCUCCGCAACACCUCAGGCAAAGUCAAGUUUGUUAUUGGCAGGGAGAAACCGGGCGAGCAGAGCGAAGUGGCUCAGUUGAUCCAGCAGACUCUUGAGCAGGAGAGAUGGCAGAGAGAGAUGAUGGAGCAGAGAUACAAACAGUACAUGGACGACGAUGAGGAGACUGGUGAAUAUGCCACAGAUGAAGAAGAAGAGAUGAGUCCCAUGUUUCCCAACUCCAUCGAGGUUUUCGACCUGGCAGAGAACCAGGACUUGUCUCCUGUGGAGCUGGACCCUGAGAAGUUAGCCCACAAGUUUAAGGAGCUCCAGAUUAAACAUGCAGUAACGCAGGCAGAGAUCCAGCUGUUAAAGAGGAAGCUGGCUCAUGCAGAGCAGGAUAAGCUGCGUUGGCGGAUGGAGCGCGCUCAGUUGGAGCAAAACAUCAGAGACAGCAAAGAGAGGAUGGAGAAACUGGAGGGCUACUGGAUGGAGGCACAAUCCCUGUGUAAGGCUGUGGAUGAACACCUGAAGGAAACCCAGUCCCAGUACCAAACCUUAGAGAGGAAAUACAACAAAGCCAAGAGAAUGAUUAAAGAAUACCAGCAAAAGGAAAUUGAGUACCUGAAGAAAGAGACCGCUCAGUGGCGUGCACAAGAAGAGAGCGAGGCCACUCACAAAGAAGAGACGGACAUCCUGCAGGAAAAGAUUACAGACCUGGAGACCAAAGUGGAUGCCUUGAAGAGCCCUACGCCGUCCUAGACUGCUGCUAAGUCCUACCUCCCGUCUGUGACCAGAAGAGGAGGUGUUGAGCCUCCAUUCAGAUAGGGCUGUCUACAUUUCCGAUUAUCCAAUCGCUGCACGGACAGAAAUGGAAAAAUCUCAAAGUGUUAAAGAGGCUGAGGAGGAAGCGACCCCUCAUCCUGUCCCUGAAUGCACCACCUGUAAUAACCGGAAUCCUCCUCUUUUGUGUCUUCCUGUCAACCAGCUUGGCAAUCAACAAAAUAUCACAAUCACCUGACUCGGGCCCCAUCUGUGGAUGAUCCGUUCUGGUUUCAUUUUUCUCUCCUCAUCAACAGUAUCUCACCAGGUCCUAAUUAUAAUUCAACUGACUUCAUCAUUAAAAGAAAAAAAAAAAGCGCUUUUAAUACCCAGGCUCGUCACAAAGUGCUUUAUAGACAGUUGGCAUGAAUGGAGGACGAAACGGAAAAAAGGACAGAUGAUUGUUGCUUUUUGAACUCAGUGAACCACCUGUUUCGACUCUUCUUUUCUGUCCCCAUGAGGGCGAGUUUUUCUUCUGCUCUUUGGCGUCGAUCCAUCGACUCGACGAACACUGAGACGAACCGUCUGCCUAACGGAAUCUCUAUAGAGAAACUUUACACGUUUUUAUGGAAAAAGCCAAGAAACCGCCGGUAGUUGAGUAAUAAAUACAACGAAAACACAUUUUUCAUCCAAACCUGUGAAACUGCAGAGAGCCUUGGAAACCCCAUGCCUGCGGCGUCCCUCCUUCAGCCGACGGUUGUGUGUCUGCGAUGAGGUCUGAACUGCAGAGGCACCAUGGUGUAUAUACUCCCUACACAUUUAUUUAAAAGCUUUUAAACGGCUUAAGCAGUUCAGUGGUAGAUGUCAGGAGGAAACGAUGACCCCAUCCCUCCCUCCUCACUGCUGUAGGGAGGCUUCAGUGUUUCCUCCGUUUUGUUUCUUUUCUCUCUGCAUUAGUGGCAAACAGGGUGCGAGCGCUCUAUGCUGUGCAGCUAGAGCUUCUCACGGUGUCUGCAGUAUCUGUGGGCAUUCAGACUUCCAGCUCUACAGUCGUUUAUAACAAAUGUAAAUCUGCUGCAAGUGCAGAUGGCCAUAAAAUGUCUCUCUAAAGGCUUUCCCAGUUACAAUAUGGGGUUUUAACCCCUAUAGUAAAUUUUAUAAAGAAGAACCUAGCUUCAUUAACGUGCGCUAAACCCUAAACAAAUACUAUUUGAUUCAGUUUCAGUAUUUAGUCCUCCUGAGUUUGCAGCUGUCACCAGUCCUAUUGAAUCUGAAUUUAGCUGCCCUAGCAAGACUGUCAUGACAUUUUCUUAU
This is a messenger RNA of Cyprinodon tularosa, 4136 nucleotides long. Its product is annotated as neurabin-2-like. The record is from RefSeq and is a predicted model, not a curated record. Gene Ontology annotation, cellular component: postsynaptic density; dendrite; cytoplasm. Bases 228 to 2822 code for a protein of 864 amino acids. Gene Ontology annotation, biological process: actin filament organization; calcium-mediated signaling; neuron projection development. The transcript is spliced from 15 exons. Gene Ontology annotation, molecular function: actin filament binding. NCBI's taxonomy places the organism in Eukaryota, Metazoa, Chordata, Actinopteri, Cyprinodontiformes, Cyprinodontidae.